Cataglyphis hispanica is the source of this 1234-nucleotide messenger RNA. RefSeq names its product ADP-ribose pyrophosphatase, mitochondrial. Bases 135 to 995 code for a protein of 286 amino acids. NCBI's taxonomy places the organism in Eukaryota, Metazoa, Arthropoda, Insecta, Hymenoptera, Formicidae. Gene Ontology annotation, molecular function: ADP-ribose diphosphatase activity. The transcript is spliced from 3 exons. The record is from RefSeq and is a predicted model, not a curated record.
AUCUUUUCUCUUAUUUCUGCAAUCUGUUGUUGGAAAGAGAUGAUCUCUUUCUGUUUUUCUCUUCUCUUUUCUCUCUCUCUCUCUCUCUCUCUCUCUCUCUACACUUCGGGCUACGUUAAUACUAGAGUUGUCAAAUGAAUACUAGAUGCACGAGAAUGCUUCAUCAGAAAUGUACGCAAGGUUUAUAUCCGUCCAGUAAUAUAAAGAGAUUUACGGUGCCGGAGGAAAAAAUUCCAUGGACAGUUGAGUAUCCCGAGUAUAAACCGGUAGCGUAUACCGCUGCCGCUCUUCAGGGUAAACCUUGGGCAGAUCCGGACAUCAACGAACCCACUUUUAAACCAAGAUGGAAUGCGAUAGAUGAUAAGGUGAAUCGAAAGAGUUUUACGGGUAAUUACAUUGUGAACGCGGAUGGUCAUCCUUUAAAUCCUGUGGGACGAACCGGUAUCGUAGGACGAGGGCUUCUAGGCCGAUGGGGACCGAAUCACGCAGCUGAUCCGAUCGUUACGCGAUGGAAACGCGAUAGUGCGAAAACUGUGGAAGUAAACGAACACACAGGGAAACCCAUAUUACAGUUCGUUGCUAUACAAAGGCGAGAUUCUGGAGAAUGGGCUAUACCGGGAGGUAUGAUUGAUCCCGAUGAAACGGUCUCCAUUACCUUAAUGAGAGAAUUCAUGGAAGAAGCUUUAAACUUUUUGGAAAAGAAUGAUGGUGAAAGAAAGAUGCUUCAAGAUUCUAUAACGGAAUUCUUUGCGAAAGGCGACGAGAUUUACAAAGGAUAUGUGGACGAUCCGCGAAAUACAGAUAACGCUUGGAUGGAGACGGUAGCUAUAAAUUUUCACGACGAGGACAGUAGUGUUGUCGGGAAACUCGCGUUAAAGGCCGGAGAUGACGCGCGUAAUGUAAGGUGGAUGGACGUAAAUCGCCAAAUAAAUUUAUACGCCAAUCAUAGCGAAUUUAUAAAAAAAACCGUACUGCAACGUAACGCGCAUUGGUAAAUAGAUAAUUUACAAUUACAAUUACUAGCGCUCUAAGGAAAGGAGAUAUCAUUGUUAAAAAAAUGAAGUUAAAAAAAUUUAUUUUUGUAUACUAGAUCUAUAUGUAUCAAUUCACAUAUGUACUUUGCACAAACACGAAUUAUUAAACGUCAUUACUGUCGUUUGUGUUAAACUAUAUUAUAAAACCUUAAGUCUAAAAAUGUACAUUUUAUUCAAUAAAAUGAAAUUUUUCAAUGUAA